Messenger RNA from Hipposideros armiger (great roundleaf bat), 2106 nucleotides. Its product is annotated as putative polypeptide N-acetylgalactosaminyltransferase-like protein 3. Gene Ontology annotation, molecular function: polypeptide N-acetylgalactosaminyltransferase activity. The record is from RefSeq and is a predicted model, not a curated record. Gene Ontology annotation, biological process: protein O-linked glycosylation. Gene Ontology annotation, cellular component: Golgi apparatus. The transcript is spliced from 5 exons. The coding region runs from base 37 to 732 and encodes 231 amino acids. NCBI's taxonomy places the organism in Eukaryota, Metazoa, Chordata, Mammalia, Chiroptera, Hipposideridae.
UCCUUGCGCCUCCAGGUGUGGCUCUGCGGGGGCAGCAUGGAGGUCCUGCCUUGCUCGCGGGUGGCCCACAUCGAGCGGAAGAAGAAGCCGUACAACAGCAACAUUGGCUUCUACACCAAGAGGAACGCUCUCCGGGUGGCUGAGGUCUGGAUGGAUGAUUACAAGUCUCACGUGUACAUAGCAUGGAAUCUGCCCCUGGAGAAUCCAGGAAUUGACAUAGGUGAUGUCUCUGAAAGAAGAGCCUUAAGGAAAAGUUUAAAGUGUAAGAAUUUCCAGUGGUAUCUGGACCACGUUUACCCAGAAAUGAGAAGAUACAAUAACACCAUUGCAUAUGGGGAGCUUCGCAACAACAAGGCGAAAGAUGUCUGCUUGGACCAAGGACCGCUAGAGAACCACACAGCAAUCUUGUACCCAUGCCACGGCUGGGGACCCCAGCUCGCCCGAUACACCAAGGAAGGCUUUCUGCACUUGGGAGCCCUGGGGACCACGACACUGCUCCCUGACACCCGUUGCCUGGUGGACAACUCCAAGAGUCGGUUGCCCCAGCUACUUGACUGUGACAAGGUCAAAAGCAGCCUGUACAAGCGCUGGAACUUCAUCCAGAAUGGAGCCAUCAUGAAUAAAGGUACGGGGCGCUGCCUGGAGGUGGAGAACCGUGGCCUGGCUGGCAUUGACCUCAUCCUCCGCAGCUGCACGGGACAGAGGUGGAUGAUUAAGAACUCCAUCAAGUAGUUGCGGGGGAGCUGGGGACCCCAGAGCCUGGCCCCCGGGACAGGGUCUGUCUGUCCUCUGGACCAGCCACGUUGGUGGAGAGACAGCCGGGAGCCAGCAGGUGUUCGUGGGCCUCUGAGGCCUCUGCAGGCCAGCACGGGGGCCCCAGAUGGAGACUUUGUGUCCACCUCAGGCACUCAGCUGCCAUGAGGCUUGUGCACCCUGGAAAAGCAUCCCCAACCCUUCUCUGGGAACUCAGGAGCCAUGUCAUCUGCAGCCCGGAUGUGGACCUGGUACCAAGGAGUAAAACAUUCACAUCUGCUUGUCGUUGUCCCACUACCGUCAGGACCGGGACUGGCCGGGGCCUCUCCUCUGUCAUCUCUACAGCAGCUUCUGAGUUCCACCCCAGCCCUCAACAAUGUGUGUGUGUUUGGUGGGGGGAGGCUCAAUCACAUCCUAGCUCCCCCUCUUCAGAGGAGGCAGCAAGGCCCUGAGACUCAGUUUCCCCUGAGGUUGCUUCUGCCCAGGUGUCCAUUCACAACUCAAGGCAGCCUCCACCCCAAAUCUUUUCAUCAGGUGACUGGGGGUUACAGCUCUGGACCUUUCUGGACCCUCCCUGAAAUGACCUGGAAGGAGCUGACACUUCCAUGGUCGCCUGAGCACACAGGAUGGUCGGAGCCCUGCCUCACAGAGGCUGCUGCAGGGGAAACAGCAAGGGGCCUCCAUGUGGAGCUUAAGGACUGGAGCCAGCACAGCAGAGGGGCCAGGACCCUUGAGGAUGCUCUGUGCUCAUCUCAUUUCAGCCCAUACUUGCUGGCUGACAGGGGAGAAGGCAGUCGAUUCCUCUCUGAAGAGUAAUAAUUUUUUUCGAUUGCCCUCUGGUUAGGGUGCACUUAUGAAUCAGAGUAAUAUAUGGACUUGUGUGCAUGCAUAUGAGUGUGUGUGCCCGUGUGGUGUGUGUGCUAGGGUGUGUGCAGCUGCAUGUGCGUGCGUGCAUGUGUGACCCCAUGUGGCAUGUGUGCCUGGGUGUGUGGUAGAGCAGACAUAAUAGUGUGGCCCUGGGCUUGCCGCUUCACAGCUCACCUGGAUCAGGACGAGGCUGCCGAGAAGCCUGGGUGGUGAGCGGCGGGGAUGCAGUGGCCAGGCUUCACUGGCCAGGAGAUUGUGGCUCGGCCUUGUCCCAUGUGGUCCCCAAAAUGGAAGGCUGUCCCUUCUGCCAUCUCUCAUCUUUCUCCCCCCCCUCCAUGCUGUCCCCACAGGCCAAUCCCUGCCCAGAAUCAAACCCUGUAGUUGCCCAGUUUGGGGCUCACCAUCUCAUUGGGUGGCAUCUUGUUGGUGACCACCACAGCCCCAUCUCCCACCUUGUGAAAUAAAUACAUGUGCGCACUUCCCAAA